Molecule: messenger RNA, 349 nt
Organism: Globicephala melas (long-finned pilot whale)
Lineage: Eukaryota; Metazoa; Chordata; Mammalia; Artiodactyla; Delphinidae
Product: large ribosomal subunit protein eL39
Biological process (GO): translation
Cellular component (GO): ribosome; cytosolic large ribosomal subunit
Molecular function (GO): structural constituent of ribosome
Source: RefSeq, a predicted model, not a curated record
UUCUCUUGUCCUCCAUUCUAUCUGCGGCUGGAUUUGAUCAUCGCCAUGUCUUCUCACAAGACUUUCAGGAUCAAGCGAUUUCUGGCUAAGAAACAAAAGCAGAAUCGUCCCAUUCCCCAAUGGAUUCGAAUGAAAACUGGUAAUAAAAUCAGGUACAACUCUAAGAGAAGACAUUGGAGAAGAACCAAGCUGGGUCUAUAAUGAGCCUCACAUAUGAAUUCACACACAUUAUCAGAACAUCACUAGUGUCUGGAACAGCUGCCUGUGUUUGAUGCUCUCUCCUCUUGAGCUUUCCUCAUCACUGCUCACUGUGUAGCUCUGUAAUAAACAUGUGAACCUUUUGUUGGAA